This is a messenger RNA of Suillus subalutaceus, 1890 nucleotides long. RefSeq lists its product as uncharacterized. Gene Ontology annotation, molecular function: protein binding. The transcript is spliced from 13 exons. Bases 1 to 1890 code for a protein of 629 amino acids. The record is from RefSeq and is a predicted model, not a curated record. Lineage: Eukaryota; Fungi; Basidiomycota; Agaricomycetes; Boletales; Suillaceae.
AUGGGCAACGAGAAGAAGAAUACAAGUAAAGCAGCUGCGAAGGCGGCGAAAAAGCAGAAAGCAGAAGCCAAGACUUCUAAGAAAGAAAAGAAGAAGAGCAAAAAGACGACCGAUGCACCUCCAGAGGAUGAAGAUCUGGAGGCCAUCCUCGACAAGAUGAACCGCGAAUGGGAAGAUGCGCAUAAGGUCACAGAGGAACUAGUCGAGGGCCCACCUUCCCGGCGCGCGAACGCGACUCUGACACCGUGCCCAAGCGGAAACCACUUGUGGUGCAUCGGAGGUGAAUUCUUUAGCGAUGACGGCAAGGCCUACUUUUACAACGACAUCUACCGCUACAACCCUGACAAGGAUGAGUGGCGCAAGUUCGUGAGCCCUACGUGCCCUGGGCCUCGCAGCGCACAUGCCGUGGUCGCUUCGGCAGCUGGAGGAGGAAAGCUCUUCUUGUUCGGUGGCGAGUUUAGUUCAUUGCAUCAGAACACGUUCCACCACUACAGGGAUUUUUGGUGCUUUGAUAUCAGCACUCAUUCAUGGGAUCGCUUGGACACUAAGAUCAGACCCAGCGCGAGGUCAGGACAUCGGAUGGCGAUGUGGAAGCACUACAUAGUUCUCUUUGGCGGUUUUUAUGACCCAGGGUAUCGCACCCAAUAUCUAAACGAUACCUGGGUAUUUGAUACUCAAGAGUAUAAAUGGCGACAAAUCGAAUUCAAGGAUAUUGAUCGGAAACCGUCCGCAAGAAGCGGGUUCUCUUUUCUCUCUACACCAGAAGGUAUUGUUUUACAUGGAGGUUAUUGUAAAGAAUACAGCAAGGGUAAACGUCCUAUUGGCGUAAUGCUCGACGAUACCUGGUUUCUCCGCAUGUCCCUCGAUACGUCCCAACCUCCAUCAUCCUCCACAGUCUCCUCGGAUUCGCUGUGUUUAAAAUGGGAAAGGCGGAAGAAACCAUCCUUCGCGCCGCAUAUCCGGAGCGGCUGCACAAUGGCGCUGUGGUCAGCCAAGAGUAUGGGCAUCAUGUUUGGCGGCGUGACAGAUGAUGACAAGGAUGAAGAGAGCCUCGAGAGCGUAUUUUGGAAUGAUCUCUACGGAUACCAACUCGUUGGCAAUGGACGUUGGCAAUCAAUGAUACUCAAGAAGCCGAAAAAAGCCGGGAGAGGCGGAAAGCGAAAGGUUACAGCUGUUCAGCAGGGAGAGCAUGAAGUUUCGGACGAAGAUGAAAAUGCAGUCAAGACUCAAGAGAAUACACUGUACAUCUAUGGCGGCAUCUUCGAGCGUGGGUCAAGGGAAUACACACUCGACGAUUUCUAUUCGAUCCAGCUCGACAAGCUCGAACGGUACACGUGCCUCAAGCACAGCGGCAUCGUUAUCCCAGCAGAGGGCGACGAGAGCAGCAGCGACGAGGAUGACGAAGGUGUAGAGAGCGACGAAGAUGAUGAUAGUGAUAACGAGACGCAGGUAGGGGAAGCUGAUGCGGGGCUCGACCUUAAAAAGCUUGAUGAUAGUCACGAUGACGAAGAAGCUGAUGAGCCCGUAGAUGUGCGACACGACGAGGUACGUGCGCAAGCGACGGCGUUCAUGGGUGUAUCCAAAGACACGGUGCGCUCUGCGGAGGAUGUGAUUAGCACACCAGAACCGGGAGAAACACUAGCCCUGUUUUAUGCUCGAAGUCGCGAAUAUUGGACCCAAAAAGCCCACGGCGUAAGCGAUAAUCGGGGCAAACAACUUAGGAGGGAUGGCUUUAGCUUUGCAGAAGAGCGAUAUGCGGAGUACAAACCUAUCCUCGAAGAAGUAGAAAGGAUCCUAGCCGAGGCCGGCCUCGAUGACGACGAGAUGAGAGCAGGUGCUGCUCAGACUGGUGGAGGUGGAGGUGUUGUGUCAAGUCGGAACCGUCGGUGA